Messenger RNA from Achroia grisella, 3911 nucleotides. RefSeq names its product gastrula zinc finger protein XlCGF57.1-like. The record is from RefSeq and is a predicted model, not a curated record. Gene Ontology annotation, cellular component: nucleus. The transcript is spliced from 6 exons. Bases 339 to 2132 code for a protein of 597 amino acids. Gene Ontology annotation, molecular function: RNA polymerase II cis-regulatory region sequence-specific DNA binding; DNA-binding transcription factor activity; zinc ion binding. Lineage: Eukaryota; Metazoa; Arthropoda; Insecta; Lepidoptera; Pyralidae. Gene Ontology annotation, biological process: regulation of transcription by RNA polymerase II.
CGAUACAAAUCAAACCAGUAAAUAAAUAAAUAAUUUAUUUAUUGCUAAUUCGUUUUGAUAUUCAAUCUUAUUACCUAAAUAUAGACCAAUAAACCAAAAUUAUAAUAUUACAAAUUCACCAUUUCUCUAGAUACUCUUUCAGUUUGAACAUAAAAUCUCGUAUAAAGCAUAAACUAUUUUGUUCUUUUGUGGUACAGGCACAUAUUAGUUUUGUGGGUAAUUCUAAUUCAAAUUUGUUGUAUAUUUAUUUUAUUGUGUAAUAAUAUAAUACAACUGAUGACAUUGAAGACUGUGGCUACAUUAUUCUUUUUAAAUUGUAAUAAAUACGGACGAAAAAAAUGUUGGAAAUAGACAAAUAUUGUCGUACUUGUAUGAAAUACAAUACAAGUUUGAUGGACUUAUUUCAACCACUUCAUUAUGACAAUAUUGCUCCAGUACACAAUGUUCUAAUGGAAUGCACUGGAAUGCAGGUAUCAAAAGAUGAUGGCUUGCCACAGAAAAUAUGUGAUGAUUGUUUAAAAAUGAUUAAAUCUAUGUAUUCAUUUCGUGAACAAGCAUUGUUAGCCGAAGCUAAAUUAAAGAAAAUUAUUUCAAUACAAAAUGUAAAAGGCGAAGAAAUAAAAACAGAAGUUAAAUCUGAAGUAGUAGAUGAUUUUGAUGCAAAUCUCGAUAGUUUUUUACUUGAUUCAGACUUUCCUAAGGAAGAAGUUGAAGACUAUCAUCAACAUAACAAUGUGGCUGAUGUUUGUAGUGAAAUAGAUUUACCAAAAAAUGAAUAUACAGAUGACACAUUUGAUGGAGACUUUGCAUUAUCCGAAAAUAAUUUUAAUUUGGAACAGUACUCAACUAGUAGAGAAUCAGAUAGUUCUAAGAAGUCACGAAAAAAAUUCUCAUGUUCAAUAUGUAAUAAACAGUAUAACAAAAUUUCUUCUUUAAAUAAACAUUUAACCAAACAUAAACCAUUAAAUAAAUUACGAUGUAAUAUAUGUGAUAAAGAUUUUGAAACAGAAACUUUGUUAGUUGAGCAUACCUUGAGUCAUAGUGAGGAGUUAACCAUAAAAACAGAUACUAAUGAAGAUAAAAUAUAUAAAUGUCCAAACUGUGAUUUGAAGUAUAGUAAAAGAAGAUCUCUUUCAAUGCAUCUAAAAAGGCACAAGGGUGAAAAUUCCCAUAGCAAUAAAAAGCGGUAUGUUUGUGAUAUGUGUCACAAAGAUUUCGCUAUGAAAUCAUUGUUGAAAAGGCACAUGCAAUUACAUAGUAAAGAAAAAGUUGUGAAAUGCACUAUAUGUUCUAAAAGUUAUUACAGACAAGAUCAAUUUCUUGAACAUAUGAAAAAGCAUAAUGGAAUUAAACCUCAUGUAUGCUCUUAUUGCAAUAAAGGUUUCACACAGCUGUGCAGUCUAAAGGACCAUGAGAGGACCCACACUGGAGAGACACCUUAUCUCUGCUCCCAAUGUGGAAAGGGCUUUGCUAACAGUUCAAACCUUAGACAACACAUGAUGCGCCAUACUGGACUCAAGCCUUUUUCUUGUAAAUUGUGCCCUAAAACAUUCUGUACAAAAGGACAGGUAACAUCACAUAUGACCACACAUACUGGCGCGCAUCCGCAUAGUUGUGAGGAAUGUGGCGCCAGAUUCACAACAAACACUUCUUUAAAGAAACACAAAUUAAUACACCUAGGAAUCAAGCCAUACAGCUGUGAUACGUGCAAACAAAGUUUCUCAUGCAAGGACCAUUUAAAACGACAUUACCGCAUCCAUACCGGAGAGAAACCUUACAAGUGCAUAUAUUGCGAACGAGCUUUUACACAAUCCAAUGAUCUCGUCAAACACAAACGAACACACGAGGGACAAAAUUUAUAUAGAUGUACAAUAUGUGGUAUGAGGUUCAGACUUGCUACCGAGUUAAAACAGCACUACCCAGUUCAUUAUGUUGAAGGUGAUGUUACUAUACCCAUCGGAAAAGGGAUAGAGGCACCUGUACUUAUACUAAAACCUGAAGAAAUGGCGCAAACGACGGAAACCAGUGUAAACGAAAUAGACCCUAGAAUUACUAUAACAAUCAAUAGUGGCUUAGACAAGAAUGGAUUAGCUGGGGAUAUCACAAUUGAUAUUAGCCCGGAGAAAAGUUAAUAUUAUUUAGAACAAAUUAUAUGUGAUAUGCGCCUUAUAUACAAUUUAGUGUAUCAUAGAUUCCUGUAUUAUAUUUGGAUACUAAAUAAGGUAUCAAUCCAUUCACAUUCUAAUGCCCGGUAUUCUCAUUUUAUUCAUCGCGUCUGUUCUUAUAAUAGGAGUAUAUUAUCCUACUAUAUAGUUUAAUUAUAUUAUACAUUGAUCCUGAGUCAGUGAUAGGAGUUUUAAUACAGUAUAGUGUCUUUUCAAAGAAAUUUGUCAUUUGUAAGUACUUAUUCUGUAAAAAAACUCAUAUUAAUGGUUGUAACAAAGUUACUUAGAAUCAUUGUAGGCAUAAUUUAUACUUUUUUUAUUAUACAUAAAAAAAUUUAUAAAAUAUUUAAUUUAUAUUUUAUAAUUUUUUUUAUGUAAUUAAACAUUCAAGGCAUGUCUUUUCAAAGAUAUUUGUUAAUUCUAAAUACUUGUACCAUAAGAAAAUAAAGUCAUUAUCAAUUAUUGUUACUAAGUUCUCUUGGAAUCAUGGCCAAAACGGCGAAUACAAAUUGCAAUGUUAAACCUAAAUAUCUAUCUAAAUAUGUAUCUUUUAUAUUAGAAGACAGUUACAAAAUAAGACUGUUAUUUAAUUUAAAAUUGGUUUCCCAUUAUGAAGUUUCAUCACAACAUUAUUUUUGCAAUAUGUUAGUUACAUAUUGCAAAAAUAAUCUUGUGUAAUUCUCGUAGAUAUUGAGCAAUUUACAAAGAUAUGCCGUAUAUUUAAAUAUAUCACCAAUUCAAGGAGCUUCAAUUUGAAUUUAAUUUAGUUAUAUAUUAUUACUAAAGUAGUGCACACUACAACAUUAUUCUAAUAAUUUGUAAAUAUAUAUAAAAAUUAGAGUUUAACAGCGAAGUAAAUAUAGCUUUAUGUUCCGAUUAACUCUAUCAAAAGAAUCUUCCAACAAUAAUCUGACAACUUAAUCUCAAUUUUAUUUAUAUACAUAACACAGAAAACAACUUAACCAGCAUCAGUUUAUAUCAAUUUAUAAUUUUAUGUGGCUGUUUGUGAUAAUAUGUAAGCGAAAUUACAUUAUAUAUAUGUUCUUAUAUUAUUUAUUUAAAAUACUCGUAUUUAGUUACAUUUCAAUGUUUUAUUACGAUUUAUAAGCGACAAGUUUCAGUACUUUUAAAAAUAGUUCUAUAUGGGCACAGAUAAAAAAUAUUGUACAGAGUAAGACAGUGCACAUUAACGUUUAUUUGAAUUUGUUGUCAACAAUCAAUUUGUAUCAAUACUCCAUAAAAGUAUAGUUGUAUGAUUACAGUCAGGUCCGUAAUAAAAGAUAUUGAAAUAACUUUAUUCAAAUAAACUCAAUACAAGCACUUUUGAACAGUCAUAUUAUUUUUAUUCUACCACUCAUUCGGAACGCAUACUCAUCACAAGAAGAAUGAGCAAGAAACUUGUAUGUUGCUCUUUUGAAUAAAUGUUAUUUUAAAUAAAUAAUUAAACAAUAACAAGUAAGAUGCAUAAUCAAUAUAGAAACCGCACGCAUUCUUAGUGCAAUCAGAUAAUAUUGUCAGCGCUAUUAAUUUUAAGUUUUUUCUACAAAAACAUUACGUAUAUACUCGCUGUAAAUAAAACAUAUGUUAAAAGAUUGUGAUAGGUAUUUCUUAGAGGCUGAAUUAUUUACAAUAUAAACAAUAAUGUACAUAGUGCAUUAAUUCACAAUGAAAAAUUGAUGUUAUUAGGUUUACUAAAAUACCGAUAAUAUUUUGAAUCGGUGUCUACUGUGGAUCGCCUUAUUUACA